AUGACGACGGUCCCACCCGCCUCGCUUCCGCGCCGCCUCUACACCCUCCUGGUCACCGACCACCUCCUCAUCUUCCUCGUCUGCAUCCUUCUCACCGGCCUAGUCUCCAUCCCCCUGAGCGCGUACCAGACCACGCGCCCGUUCUUCCCAGCGGAGUCCUCUCUCUGGAACGUGUACAAGGGCGACACCAUCCCGACCGCCCUGGUCUUCGUUGUGCACUACGCGCUGCUGACGCCGCUCAUCUACCACUUCGCGUGCGUCACGCGUCUCUCCUCCCCGUCCACGCUCGCGCUCGGCCUUCCAUCGGCGACCAUGAUCGCCGUGCUCAUCGUCGAGAUGGGCAAGGGCUACGUCGGCCGCCUGCGCCCGUCCUUCGCCACAGUCUGCAUGGACGCCGCCCCGACCAAGGCCUGGCUCGACCUCCCCUCCAUCCUGUCUGACGCCGCGUGCCCGGCCGCCGACAAGAAGCUGCUGCACGAUGCCCGCAGGUCCUUCCCGUCCGGACAUGCCGCGCUGGCCGUGUGCGGUGCGGCUUACUUUCAGCUCUGCUUGAUGAGGGCUUUGCCGAAGAUGGAGGGUAGCUUUAGGAGACUCGCCUUGUACUCGUUGGGGUGGGGGGCCAUGCUUUGGGCGGCUUAUGUCUCGGCUAGUCGGGUGUUUGAUAAUGCACAUCAUGUCAGCGAUGUCGCAGUCGGCAUGAUCGUCGGGCUCUGGACGGCCAGAGUCCAUUUUCUUUUCGUCGCCGGGGAGAUUGACAGGGAGAGAGCCACGAAGGAAGACUAG
Messenger RNA from Chondrus crispus (carragheen), 783 nucleotides. Its product is annotated as Lipid phosphate phosphohydrolase. Gene Ontology annotation, molecular function: phosphatidate phosphatase activity. Lineage: Eukaryota; Rhodophyta; Florideophyceae; Gigartinales; Gigartinaceae. Gene Ontology annotation, biological process: phospholipid metabolic process. The transcript has a single exon. The coding region runs from base 1 to 783 and encodes 260 amino acids. The record is from RefSeq and is a predicted model, not a curated record.